AUGGAUGACCCGGCCACACGCAUCCCGGGGCAGCUGCUCCCCCACAUGCAUCUGGUCUCGCGCAACCGAUACCCUAGCAUGCACAUGAUGCCCUCCGAGACCGCUGUCGAGUAUUUGACGAGCGCACCCCGGAUCUGCCAAACCCAGCCAAUGCAUUGGACAUUCCUAGAUGGUCCCCCGGACGGUACUGUCAUGCUUACCUGGCAGCCACAGAACCACCUAGGCAAUAAUUUUGCUAGUGAUGGUUAUAUCUGGGCCGACCAGGAACAGGCCUUUACCUUUGAAUCCCGCGGCUAUACCGUCGAAAUGUACCUUCACCGAAGUGGUUUCCAUCCUCCCAAUGAGCCCGUGGCGACACACUGUCGCAAGCGCUACCGCAUUACCUCGUCCAAAGAUCAUGCCCCUGCAAACCGUAUCCAAGUUACACCCCAGAUCCAGGGCAUGAUGGGCCAGCGCCGCUUCCUUCAGAGCCAAGGACAAUUGGCCCGCAAGGACUUUUUGCUUCAUGAUCGCAACAGCUGGCCAGUUAUCAAUUUCCCGCAAAUGACCCCACAGAACUUUGCGCAACCCGGCGCUUACCCGGCUGCUGCCCCUCGCGGACCUGGUGCAGUUGCGCCCAAUGCCCCCGUGGCCAAAGGGCCGCGCGGACACCGUACGCCAUCAGCUGCUCUCGCUUCUGCAACAGCUGAUUUUGCUAUUGAAGAUGAGGACGUUUCCAGUGGUGAUGCUAUGGAUCUUUUGACGCCCCGCGAUGUCAGCAAGAUCCGAUACCAGCAGCAUCACGAGUGGAUGGAGGAAAUUUUCGCGUCGCCAUACAGCAUUUCACAAAUUACACCAGUUUCUUUGGGUCUAGGCCGAAAGGGAGAGCUCGAGUCCCUGACUGCAGGCUUCUUCGAUGCUCCUGUUGGAACCUCCGGUGGGGAAGGCCAGGAGGCGGGCGACGCCCCGCAGGCUAACAAGAUGGAGCCGGCCAAAGCAGAGGAGUUCGCCGAGCGGGUCUCCAAAAAGGUGGCGGACAUGACCGCUGAAAUCGAAAACUUGAAGAAACAGCAUGCUCGCCGGAUGCAACGUUUCAACCGAACCUCCUUGCUGAAGGAUGCUGAGUUGCGCCUCCGAGAGUCUGCCGCUGACCCGACCGAAAAGGGCCCAGAGAUUUGGAGAUUGGAGGGCCGAGUGGUUAUUCCAACGGAGGAUGAAACUCCGCAAUUGGAUUACAUUGAAGAUAAGGCCAAAUACAGAGUUGACGAGGUAGUUCGGGAGGUUGAGACUGCCUGGAAUAAGCAAAUCGUUGCCGAGCCCAAGGUAUCUUGUGUCGAGAAGGGUGGCUUGUUGGAGAAGAUUGAACCCGAACACAAAGACGAGCCUGACUCAUUUACCAAUGAUAUGGUCAUGGACGACGAUUCCCACCUACUCAACCAGUUUGGCAGCCCAGGGGUUGGCGCAGGCGCAGUAUCAGGUGUUUCUGUCAAUGGACAGCCAAUCCAUGGCGCUAAUAUGUCCGGUGAUGUUGACAUGGAUCUGGGCGACCAGCUCCACGGUGCUACCAAUGGCCAGACUAAUGACUGGGUAAUGGUGAACAAUGAGGCCAAAGAUCAUGGGCCAGUUGGUGAAGACUUCGACUUUACCAACAUUGACAGUGCCGGAGAUGCCUUGGCCGCUUACAGCGAGCAGAACGAUGGGCUUGACUUGCCAGACCUGGAGAACUCGGCAUUUGGCGAUGCAUUCCAUGCAUCUGACAACGAACACUCGCACAACCCCGAUACGGACGACAUUUCCUAG
This is a messenger RNA of Penicillium coprophilum, 1779 nucleotides long. RefSeq lists its product as uncharacterized. Gene Ontology annotation, biological process: chromatin remodeling. The record is from RefSeq and is a predicted model, not a curated record. The transcript is spliced from 5 exons. The coding region runs from base 1 to 1779 and encodes 592 amino acids. NCBI's taxonomy places the organism in Eukaryota, Fungi, Ascomycota, Eurotiomycetes, Eurotiales, Aspergillaceae.